GACGGCCCAUUCUUGUCCCCCAGACAGCGGUCCGGGCGGAGAGAGACUCGGGCCGACUGCAGCAGGCCGCACUCCGGACAUCGGCACCUCAUACCCGGAGCUGGCUGUGCAGCACGUCCGUCGCUUUCUGUCGGGUCAUGGGCUCUGCAGGUCAGACCCCAAGACAACACCUGGGCCAGUGAUCCACCAGCUCGUCGGGAGAAGACCCCCUACGCCAGUCAACCACAUGGUGCACUGCUGCCGGCCGCUCUCCCUGGCUCCGACCCUGGUGCUGGCUGGCUCAGGCUGGUGAGCUGCCAUUGUGCUCGGUCCCUUCCGGCCAGCCGCCCCUGCUGGCUGCUGCACAGGAUUACACAGCAAGGUCUUGCAGGUGGCCCUUUCAGUGGACUCGGCCCCAGACGGGUAGAUGGAGCCCAACAUGGAGGCCUGUCUGACACAGGUCCUGCAGAAGGACCUGGGUCGACGGCUGCAAGUGGGUCAGGAAAUCAUUGAUUACAUCCUGGACAAGGACAAGUCUCACGAUCUGGAGCAGGACCAGACGGUCCUGGACAAGAUGGUGGACGGCAUCGCCACCUCCUGGGUCAACUCCAGCAACUUUAAGGUGGCGCUGCUUGGUUUGGACCUGCUGUCUGCUCUGGUGACCCGGCAGCAGGAGAGAUUCAGGACUCAGGUGGGAACAGUUCUGCCCAGUCUCAUCGACAGGCUGGGAGACGCCAAAGACCAGGUGAGAGAGCAGGACCAGGCUCUGCUGAUGAAGAUCAUGGAGCAGUCGGCCACGCCACAGUACGUGUGGGACCGGAUGCUUGGCGGCUUCAAACACAAGAACAACCGGACCAGAGAGGGAGUGUGUCAGUGUCUGGUGGCUACGCUCAGCACGUACGGAGCUCAGGGUCUGACCCUCAGCAAGAUCGUCCCUCACAUCUGCAACCUCCUGGGGGAUCCCACCAGUCAGGUGAGAGACGGUGCCAUGAGCUGCCUGGUGGAGAUCUACCGACACGUGGGUGAGAGGGUUAGAAUGGACCUGAGCAAGAAAGGUCUCCCUCAGUCCCGGCUGAACGUAAUCUUUGCCAAGUUUGAUGAGGUCCAGCGAGCGGGAAACAUGAUCCCUUCCUCCGGUUCUGAUAAGAACUACGACGAUGAAGAUUCUGUGGACGGCGGCCGCUCUUCUUCCUCUUCCUCCACCAAGGUGGCCCCUAGUGGGAGAAGAACUGUCAUGAGUUCAGUGCGAAGACCAAGUGCGGCCACGACUGCCAAGGCCUCAGGUAAAGAAGCCGGCGCAGGCGCCGUCGACGAAGAAGACUUCAUUAGAGCCUUUGAAGACGUCCCCUCUGUGCAGAUCUACUCCAACAGAGAGCUGGAGGAGCAGCUGACGAAGAUCAGAGAAGUUCUGUCCGAUGAUAAACAUGACUGGGAACACCGGGUCACUGCGCUGAAGAAGGUCCGGUCGCUGAUGUUGGCCGGAGCUGCAGACUAUGAAGGCUUCUCUCAGCAGUUGCGUCUCCUGGAGGCUCCACUCAAACUGUCAGCCAAGGACCUGCGGUCCCAGGUGGUCCGGGAGGCCUGCAUCACCCUGGGACAUCUCUCGUCCGUCCUUGCCAACAAGUUCGACCAUGGAGCAGAAAGUGUCAUGCCCAUCCUGCUCAACCUGGUGCCCAACAGUGCCAAAGUCAUGGCCACGUCUGGGAUGGCCGCCAUCCGCCUGAUUCUCAGGCACACACACUACCCCCGCCUGAUCCCCAUCAUCACCAGUAACUGCACGUCCAAGUCCGUGGCAGUCCGCCGGCGCUGUUAUGAAUUCUUGGACUUGAUGUUGCAGGAGUGGCAAACGAGCACUCUGGAAAGACACGUGGCCGUCCUGACUGAGACCAUCAAGAAAGGAAUCCAUGAUGCCGACUCGGAGGCCCGCUCCAUCGCCAGAAAGUGCUACUGGGGCUUUCAUGGCCACUACAGUCGGGAAGCAGAGCAUCUGUUCCAGGCCCUGGAGUCCACCUACCAGAAGGCUCUGCAGUCUCACCUGAAGGGCUCUGACAGUGUGGUGUCUCUGCCGCAGUCCGACCGCUCGUCUUCGUCCUCGCAGGAGAGCCUCAACCGACCACUGUCUGUCAAGAGUGUCAUUGCUGGAAGCUCCACCAGAAGUAAACUGGCGAGCAGCAGGACCACAGCGGUGCCCGGGUCCCUCCAGCGCUCUCGCAGUGAUAUUGAUGUGAACGCCGCCUCUAGUGCCAAGUCUCGUCUGAGCACAGCGCCCGCCUCCUCGCCGUUCAGCUCGGCCGCUGCCCUUCCGCCGGGCUCCUACUCCUCCCUUGGUCGAGUUCGCUCCAGACGAACCAGCUCAGGCAGUGUGGGCGGAGCCAGUGCAUCUGUGGUGGACAGCAGAGGGCGCAGCCGAGCUAAGGUGGUGUCGCAGUCACAGCGAUCCAGAUCUGCCAAUCCCAUCAGUGCUGGAAGUCGCUCCAGUUCUCCCGGAAAGCUGCUGACCAGUUAUGGGCGGAUCCCUCGCAGCACUGCGCCCUCAUCCGGCACGUCGGGAGAGCGACGCAGCAGGAUCCCACGCAGCCAAGGAUGCAGCAGAGAGACCAGCCCUAGUAGGAUGGGUCUGGCCCGGAGCCGCAUCCCCCGACCCAGCAUGAGUCAGGGCUGCAGUCGUGACACCAGUCGCGAGAGUAGCCGUGACACCAGCCCCGCCCGUGGCUUCACACCUCUAGCCUCCCGACGUCACUCUCGAUCCACGAGCGCUCUGUCCGCCGCCGACCCUCACGGCCAGUCAGACCGCUAUGGUUUGCUACACCAGGCAAGAAUCUCUGCCUCUGUCAACGCCAUGAGAGUUCUGAACACUGGGACAGAGGUGGAGGCCGCUGUUGCAGACGCUCUGAGGAAGCCACUGCGGCGGCGCUACGAGUCACCAGGCAUGUACUCGGAUGACGAUGCCAACAGCGACGCGUCCAGCGCCUGCUCCGAGAGAUCGUACGGCUCCCGUAAUGGCGGCAUCCCACACUACCUGCGUCAGACGGAAGAUGUGGCCGAGGUCCUGAACCAUUGUGCCAGUUCCAACUGGUCUGAGAGGAAGGAGGGGCUGCUGGGUCUGCAGAACCUCCUAAAGAGCCAGAGGAUUCUCAGUCGAGUGGAGCUGAAACGUCUUUGUGAGAUUUUCACCAGAAUGUUUGCAGACCCGCACAGCAAGAGAGUGUUCAGCAUGUUCUUGGAGACUCUGGUGGACUUUGUGACGGUGCACCGGGAUGACUUGCAGGACUGGCUCUUUGUGCUGCUCACCCAGCUGCUGAAGAAGAUGGGUGCUGACCUGUUGGGCUCAGUCCAGGCCAAAGUCCAGAAGGCCCUGGAUGUCACCAGAGAUUCAUUCCCCUUCGACCAGCAGUUCAACAUCCUGAUGCGCUUCAUCGUGGACCAGACGCAAACGCCCAACCUCAAGGUCAAAGUCGCCAUCUUGAAAUACAUUGAGUCGCUGGCGCGGCAAAUGGACCCGACUGACUUUGUCAACUCCAGUGAAACGCGACUGGCCGUGUCCCGCAUCAUCACAUGGACCACCGAACCCAAAAGCUCUGACGUCAGAAAGGCUGCCCAGGUGGUUCUGAUCUCGCUGUUCGAGCUCAACACGCCAGAGUUCACCAUGCUGCUGGGAGCGCUGCCCAAGACCUUUCAGGAUGGCGCCACCAAGCUGUUGCACAACCACCUGAAGAACUCCAGCAACAGCAGCAGUGCUGUGGGUUCCCCCAGCAACACUUUGGGCCGGGCGGCGCCACGUCACACCCCCAGCAGAACCAGCCCGCUCACCUCCCCAACCAACUGCUCGCAUGGAGGUCUAUCUCCCAGCAGCAUGACGGAAUACGACACGGAGAACAUGAACUCAGAGGACAUCUACAGCUCACUGCGCGGCGUCACCGAGGCCAUCCAGAGCUUCAGCUACCGCAGCCAGGAGGACCUGAACGAGUCAGGCAGGCAGGACGGCAAGCGGGACGACGGAGCUGGCAGGGACGGCCUGCCCUCCGCUCCCGGCUCUGACGCCCGCUUGGCUCUGGAUGUAGUGGAAGGUGGUCGCACGGUGCUGGACAACAAGACCUCGCUGUUGAACAUGCCCUCGCCGCGCUCCUUCUCCGGGCCGCGGGGGCGAGAGUUCGCUCCGUACGGGUUUGGGGAAACCAUCUGCAGCUAUGACAAGAGCGCCCUGAAGGAGGCGGUGUUCGACGAUGACGUGGAGCAGUUCCGUGACUUUGGUCCCGACCACUCGGACCUGGUGGCCGAACUCCUGAAAGAGCUGUCCAAUCACAACGAGCGGUGUGAGGAGCGCAAGGUGGCACUGGUGGAGCUGCUGAAGGUGACUCGCGAGGACAAUGUGGCGGUGUGGGACGAGCACUUCAAGACUGUCCUGCUGCUGCUACUGGAGACUCUGGGAGACAAAGACCACACCAUCCGCUCUCUGGCGCUGCGGGUUCUGAAGGAGAUCCUGAGGAACCAGCCGGCCCGCUUCAAGAACUACGCUGAGCUAACCAUCAUGAAGACGCUGGAGGCCCAUAAGGACUCCCACAAAGAGGUGGUCCGGGCAGCGGAGGAGGCGGCGGCCACGCUGGCCGCAUCUAUCCACCCAGAGCAAUGCAUCAAAGUCCUGUGCCCCAUUGUUCAGACCGCGGACUACCCCAUCAACCUGGCCGCCAUCAAGAUGCAGACCAAAGUCAUCGAACGCAUCAGCAAAGAGUCCAUCCUGCAGCUGCUGCCUGACAUCAUCCCGGGUCUGCUGCAGGGCUACGACAACACGGAGAGCAGUGUUCGCAAGGCCAGCGUCUUCUGUCUGGUGGCCAUCUACUCGGUCAUCGGCGAGGAGCUCAAACCUCACUUGGCCCAGCUGACCGGGAGCAAGAUGAAGCUCCUGAACUUGUACAUCAAGCGUGCUCAGACCACCAACAGCAACAGCAGCAGCUCCUCCGACGUGUCCUCACACAGCUAAACAGCAGUUCAUCUGGCGCCAUCAGUGGAGGACUUUGUCCAAUCGGAGAGGAGAAGACAUCUGAUGCCAGCGCAGACCAACACUGCGGCUCAUCUGACGCAAUUCUAUCCAAAUUUGUUUUCUGACCUCCUGGAGGGGGUCAGCCGGUGCGGCCACAUCGUCCUAGAUCCCGAGCAUGCUCAGCACAACGUCCUCUCCCGGAGACAGAAGUCCCACCGCUUCCUGUCCUGCAGGACACAUGCCACUUCUUGUUGCCGGCGCCAUGCGGAGGUCAUGCGACCUUGUUAGUGGAGAGAUGAUGGCCUCAUGAAGUGGAAAGCUUUGGUUGUUCACUCGACAACGCGGCAGAAUCUAUCGCCUCCUGCUGCCGGUGGUGCUCCAGCAUGGAGCUGUUGAAGUCUCAGGGGGCGAAUUAUUUACAUCCUUGUGUCUUAAAAAUGUAACUGAUGCACUGCUGACUGCGGCUGCUGACUCUGCUUUGCUCACACUAGCAUCAGGCCUUAUUCACAUUCAGAGCGUCGCGAUGUACAGCACUGUCCAACACCAACCUCGGCUCCCCCGGCUAAGUUGCUACAAACGCUCGUAUGUUUGUUUACUUUGCGUGUUGAGUGAAGAAGCUGUCCGUUUGCACAUCGGCAUGUGGCUCCAAGCUGCGCUCGCCGCUGCGUCCGUUCACGUGAGCGGUGGCGAGGGCAGCUCACAGCACAACAAUGAAAAGCAGUUUGUUCUCUUAGAGCUGUCCAGCAGAUAACAGCUAGGAUGAGCCUCUCUGCCAGACCUCUUCACCACCACUUACAUUUUAAAGUCACAAUUUCUUCUUUGUCUUUUAACUUUGCUGAGAGAAAUGCAAUGGCAAGCGUGUCAUUUAUCCGCUCCAAGGUUUCGACGUCAAGAGUAGGGAGCCGUUUCAGCAGAUCGCCACCAGUCCCUUGGAGCGGCUGAUGAUUUCAUGAAUGUACAAAUGUGUUGUUCAGCGCUUGAUCUUUUAGAGGAGUUUCGGUACGGAAGGUUGCCCCCGAGUUUCCUGCCGGAAGCUUCCGGUGGUGAACAAAGCUGCAUGUGUGCUCAGUCAGACUUGUAUUUAUACUUUUGUCCCCUCUGGAAGUGUACAGACCUUUCGUUAUUAACUUCACCCGUGAUCGCAUCCAUGUAAACAAACGGUUUGCUCUGGAAAUAAAUCCAAAUGACUCUCGGUGACAACCGCACUCAAGCUUCGCCGGUUUGUUGUUAGCAUUUUAGCUUCUGCCAGCGCGAAGCUAGCACAGGCGCUACACAGCGUCACGAGCAAAUGAACUGCUCAACAUUUUAUUUCCCUUUUCAAUAGCAGCUAAUUCAGCUUCACAGAUCGCAGACGAGCA
Messenger RNA from Synchiropus splendidus (mandarinfish), 6315 nucleotides. RefSeq names its product cytoplasmic linker associated protein 1a (gene clasp1a). Gene Ontology annotation, cellular component: microtubule organizing center; cytoplasmic microtubule; mitotic spindle. Gene Ontology annotation, molecular function: kinetochore binding; microtubule binding. The transcript is spliced from 40 exons. Bases 407 to 4957 code for a protein of 1516 amino acids. The record is from RefSeq and is a predicted model, not a curated record. Gene Ontology annotation, biological process: mitotic spindle assembly. Lineage: Eukaryota; Metazoa; Chordata; Actinopteri; Syngnathiformes; Callionymidae.